Messenger RNA from Linnemannia hyalina, 1683 nucleotides. NCBI's taxonomy places the organism in Eukaryota, Fungi, Mortierellomycota, Mortierellomycetes, Mortierellales, Mortierellaceae. The record is from the annotation of a GenBank genome assembly.
AUGAGCACUCAUGAUGCCCUCCACUCUUUCGACAUCCACAACGACCUCCUCGGGCGCAACUCUCUCGACUCCGUCUUUCAACCUGGCAUCAUCAACAACAACAACAACAACAACAACAACAACAACAACAACAACAACAGCAAUAGCAAGUGGACUAAACGAAUUCUCUUGACUGGAGGUGCAGGGUUCAUUGGCUCGGUGCUGGUCAGAAAGCUGGUGCUGAACUACCCAGAGUACUUGAUCGUCGUCGUUGAUAAGCUGGAUUACUGUAGUUCUCUCAACAACCUCCGCCCUUUCCUUGCCCUCCUCAACGAACAUGGAGAAGAAAUCGAUCAGGACACUGUAUCCUCAUCCUCACCUUCAUCCCCGUCGACAACAACAACAACAACAACAACAACAACAGAGAUACCAUGGACACAAUCGUCUGACACCUUGAAUCCCUCCGACGAUACCGACGAGUUCGAUCCACGCAAGGGCAACACCAGAUCCAACCCCUUGUACCCAAACUUUGUGUUUUUGGAGGGAGAUAUUACGGACGUUGCGUUUAUCGAGUCGACGAUGGUCGAGUACAGGAUUAAUACGAUCUUGCAUUUGGCUGCGCAGACGCAUGUUGACAAGUCGUUUGGGCAGUCGAUUGAGUUUACUCAGAAUAAUGUCUUGGGAACUCAUGUCUUACUUGAGGCAGCUAGGAAGCAUUUUGUACCUUCUUCCCGUAAGAAUGGUGGUAAAAAUGGACAGGAUCAGAGUCAGGCACACAGAAACGGUGACGGUGACGAAGUGGAGAAUCGGUUUGUGUUUGUCUCGACGGAUGAGGUCUAUGGCGAAUGUCGUCUUGGUCAGCCAGACUGCAAGGAAGACGGCCUAUUGGCGCCAAGCAACCCGUACUCGGCCACCAAGGCUGCUGCAGAAUGUAUGGUCCAGGCUUAUCACAAGUCGUUCAAGAUCCCUAUUAUUAUCACACGGAGCAAUAACGUUUAUGGACCCUUUCAGUAUCCCGAGAAGAUCUUUCCAAAGUUUAUCAUGCACUUGCUUUACCCGGACUCGUACAAGACCAAGUCAGGAUCAGGAUUGACAGAGGUGGACGGUGGGGAAUUGUCGGAGGGGCACUGUUACAUCCAUGGAUCGGGACAACAUUCACGGACGUACCUGUAUGUGGCGGAUGCUGCGAAUGCGCUAGAUGUGAUCUUGCACCGGGGACUUAUAGGCGAGGUCUACAAUAUUGGUGCGGGGCAUGAGUUGAGUAAUAUCGAGUUGGCCCAGAACCUGAUCCAUCGCUUGGUUGUUGAGCCCUUACCGUCGUCACCACUGCGCUUUAGGAAUGGGAUUACAGGAAACGGAAGAGGAUCGAAUGGAUAUGUACAGGAACCAGAGUGGUCUAUUGUUAAGAGACAGGAACGGGCGAGCCAUCACCAGCGCGAGUGUCGGACGUGUAUUGACCGGAUUGUGUUUGUGGAGGACCGGGCGUUCAAUGAUCAGCGGUAUGCUGUUGAUUCGACCAAGCUUGUUGGGCUUGGCUGGGCACCAACGGUAGACUACGAACAGGGCAUCGUCAAUACCAUCGAGUGGUUCAGGAACAAUGGAAAGUGGUGGUGGGGCGAUAUCCAUGGGGCGCUGUACCCUCACUCUGUGCGGCGGUCCACCUCUGAGCACGAGCACGUUGUCCACCCUUCCUCCAAGAAAUAA